GUUGAAGCACUUUUUUUGAGCCCUACUUUAUCCAUGGCGUAUCCUCUUUCGCAGUGCACGGCUCUUGUGUUUGUUCCACCGCCCUCUGCAGCUAUCUUUGCUCCUUCCAAUAGCAGGCUUCAUUUAACAGGUGGGAGCAUUUGCAAUCGAAGCACUGAGGCUCUUAAGAAAGUGUCCAGAUGUGGUUCAGCAUCCUCCUCAAUCAAUUUUGACUACCAGUUUCGGGAUGACGGUGGAGAGCUAGAACUCCGACUCCAGGUGCCGCCUGAUCAUGAAGAGAUUAGCUCCAAGAACGUAGCAAUCAAUGCACACGAUCUUUCUCUCGACGUGGCUUUGAUGUCCCAAAAAGGCAUCAGGACUCUUCUCAGCAUCCCUCGGUUGUAUAGCAGGAUAAAGCCGAUUGAAACAAUGUGGUUCAUUGACGAGGACGAGAUUGUCUUGAGCUUGAAAAAGCAAGAUGUCACACAACCGUGGCCUGGCCUUCUGGAAGCUUGGGAGUACCUUGGGAAAGGUGUGGCCGGCAUGCUCAAAGCAACUUCCAUAUACAUUGUAGGAGAUUCCACAUUGAUUAACUCAGCAGUUGCAAAAGAGCUGGCUUUGGCGUUGGGAUACGUGCCUCUAGAAAGUAAAAAACUGAUGGAGCAGCUACUCAAGACGUCACUUGAUGAUUAUGCGAAGUUGGAAGGCCCGGAUGCGGUUGCAGAGUUGGAGUGCAAAGUUUUCGAGACUCUCAGCAAGCAGCUGAGAGUUGUCGUAGCAACACUAGGAGGAGAUCAAGGCGCGGCAUCAAAACCACAUAGCUGGAGAUUUAUGUAUGCUGGUUUUACCGUGUGGCUUUCACGCAGCCAGUCCCAAGAUGAAGCUGGCGCAGAGAAAGAAGCCGUGAAAGCGAAAGAAGGCAGCGUCGUCUACAGCAAAGCCGAGACGGUGGUCGCUCUUAGCGGCUGGGAAGACGGCGCUGCUAGAGACGCCGCGGAGGGUUGCCUUCGAGCUCUCAAGUAUCUCAUCGAGUCCGAUAAAGAACUUCCAGGGAACAAGAGCUUGUAUGUGCGACUAGGCGCUCGCGGUGAUUGGCCCAACAUCAUGCCUCCAGGAUGGGAUCCAGCGGCAUAGUUGGCCAAAAAGAAGGAAAAAGAAAAAGGAG
Molecule: messenger RNA, 1144 nt
Organism: Selaginella moellendorffii
Lineage: Eukaryota; Viridiplantae; Streptophyta; Lycopodiopsida; Selaginellales; Selaginellaceae
Product: probable inactive shikimate kinase like 2, chloroplastic
Exons: 8
Coding region: 34-1113 (359 amino acids)
Source: RefSeq, a predicted model, not a curated record